Cryptococcus deneoformans JEC21 is the source of this 1873-nucleotide messenger RNA. Its product is annotated as G-protein alpha-subunit. Gene Ontology annotation, molecular function: G protein-coupled receptor binding; GTPase activity; GTP binding. The transcript is spliced from 8 exons. Bases 318 to 1616 code for a protein of 432 amino acids. The record is from RefSeq and is a predicted model, not a curated record. Gene Ontology annotation, biological process: adenylate cyclase-activating G protein-coupled receptor signaling pathway. NCBI's taxonomy places the organism in Eukaryota, Fungi, Basidiomycota, Tremellomycetes, Tremellales, Cryptococcaceae. Gene Ontology annotation, cellular component: heterotrimeric G-protein complex.
CCUUCGUCUUCAAUUACUGUCCAUUAUUUUGACAUCCACCUUCCAGCAACACACCCGAGUCAGCAUCAGGAGAUCAGUGUUCAGUCACGUCCCGACACGCAGGAGAGAGUGGCUACCCAGGGGAAUAGCACGCAGAACCCUUGCCUGGCCCACAAAAUAGACAGUUAUCAAUUACACAUCUUCUAAAUCCCAAUCUCUGGACCACUUCAAUCCAUCCUUUGUCAGCACCCUCUGUUCCCCACAUCUUUUCUCAUUACUCCACCCCAUUCAUACCCGUCUUUCUUUCCAUCUCUCUACCGUCUUCAAUCCAAUUCACAAUGGGCGGCUGUAUGUCUACUCCAGAAGCCCCUAAGAAGACCGCAGAGACCAAGCAAGUCCCUUCAACCUCUACCUCUUCCCGCCCACCACAAGCCUCAACAUCAGCUACAGCCACAGCUGCUGGUGCUGGUACAUCGGCCGCCAAUGGGACAGCAAACGGUAUAAAGGGCGACACAACAGCAACAAAUAGGGUAGGAACGAGUGGGGGACAGGGGCUAGCAGCUGCUCUGGCAUCUACAGAACCACCAGGAGCACAGGAUUCAAAAGGGAAUAAAGAUAGGAGUAAUCAAAUAGACAGGCAACUGGAAGAUGACCAGAAGAAGUUUAGAAAGGAGUGUAAGAUUCUACUGCUAGGAUCCGGUGAAUCUGGAAAAUCUACAAUCGUCAAACAGAUGAAGAUUAUCCACCAAAAUGGUUACUCUAAAGACGAACUGCUCUCUUUCAGAGGAGUCAUCUAUAAAAACGUCCUUGACUCUGCCCAGGCGUUGAUUAUGGCUAUGAGAAAGAUUGGUGUGGACCCUGAAGACGCCAACAACAGAUCAUAUGCCGAUCGUAUCCUUGAAUACCGCAUGGAUGCCGGUCUCGAUGCUGUAAUCCCCUCAGAAAUCCUGUACAACAUCGAAUCACUCUGGCACGAUCCUGUCAUUCCCUCUGUCAUGGAUCGUAGCUCAGAGUUCUACCUUAUGGACUCUGCAACUUACUUUUUCGCCAACAUCAGAAAGAUCGCAGGGCCCGAUUAUGUGCCUGAUGAAGCCGAUGUUCUGAGAGCGAGGACGAAGACGACUGGUAUUAGUGAGACGCGAUUUAACAUGGGACAGUUGAGCAUUCACAUGUUCGAUGUGGGUGGACAGAGAAGCGAGAGGAAGAAGUGGAUUCAUUGUUUCGAGGCGGUCACUUCUAUUAUCUUCUGUGUUGCAUUGUCAGAGUACGAUCAAGUAUUGCUGGAAGAGUCAGGGCAGAACCGAAUGCAAGAAUCGCUGGUUCUCUUCGAGUCUGUGAUUAACUCAAGAUGGUUCCUGCGAACAUCCGUCAUCCUCUUCCUCAAUAAGAUAGACUUGUUCAAGCAAAAAUUACCAAAGGUCCCGCUUGUGCAGUAUUUCCCUGAAUACACCGGCGGAGCGGAUAUCAACAAGGCUGCCAAGUAUAUCUUGUGGAGAUUCACCCAGACCAAUCGAGCGAGGUUAUCGGUGUAUCCCCAUCUCACCCAAGCGACUGAUACGUCAAACAUUCGAUUGGUAUUUGCAGCUGUUAAAGAAACUAUCCUCCAGAACGCUCUACGCGACUCUGGUAUCUUAUAAUGACCCAAAGUAAAAGAUUAAAAGAGCAACGCCCACAUGGCCAAUUCCCAAACGAUUCUCCAAGUACAAAUGUAGUUAUAUUUAGCAGACUUUGAAUCAUAAUCACUUACAUACUUGCCCUUACCUUUAUCUCUUCCCUUGCCUUUCUUGAAAGAGUUUUUUUCUACUAUCUUUUUUCAGUUUCUCUGUCAACACGUAUGUCGUAUGUUCGCUGCUCGUACUCGUCCAUGCUAUGUACUUGUCAUUCUUGUCCGUCU